Molecule: messenger RNA, 489 nt
Organism: Histoplasma mississippiense
Lineage: Eukaryota; Fungi; Ascomycota; Eurotiomycetes; Onygenales; Ajellomycetaceae
Exons: 8
Coding region: 1-489 (162 amino acids)
Source: RefSeq, a predicted model, not a curated record
AUGAUUAUUACCCCGGUGGCCGAAUGGGUAAUGCGGCUAUCAGAUAGCGUCUUGAUGUGGAGACUCAAAAACUCAUCAUAUGCACUGCUUGUAUGUAUAUUUAACAUCCCGGAGAAAACACGGGCAGCAUCCGUGUUUCAGAAGCCUUCUGAAGGAAAAACAAAGCAAAACUGUGUUGUCUCUGGCAGUUGUACUAGCCACUAUGAUGUGCAGUCAGUCGGUUGUGUUACUUUAUGCAGUACUUUGUGUGGCUAUGCUGUUGACCUCUUAAGUUUAACGUCCCGGAGAAAACACGGGCAGCGCCCGUGUUUCAGAAGCCUCCCGAAGGGCAUGGAGACGUGCUACGCUGGAGAGAUUUCUAUGUACACAGAGAGAGAAAACAGAAUCCAGGUGGCAACUCUUGAGAAGACUCAGCUCAUUGCAAAGGAUUUUUCUGAGCUGCGCAUCCACUUCUGGCCCGACGUAUGGCCAUUCAUGGUGGGGCUAUAG